GCAAACCAUGAACAGCGUUAUCAGCAAAGCCAAAGCACAGCUAUCAAAGGGCAUCCACGAGUCUUUUUGUGUGGGCUGUAGCUACCGAGGAGGUUUACUGGGUUUCCUUACUGUUUGACUGUGCGGAGGCUUGAGCGAGAGGAUAAUGUGCUGCACAGGGAAGUGUGCCCGGCUGGUGGGCCUCAUAUUGCUGCCUUCGGCAUUUGCCUGCAUGAUCGCUAACCUGCUUCUCUUCUUCCCCAAUGGGGACAGUCUGGAAAACAGCAACAUCUCUCUACAAGUGUGGCUCAUGGGCGGCUUGAUUGGAGGAGGACUCUUUAUGCUGUGUCCCAGCUGCUCAGCUAUCAGAGCUGGGGGAAAAGGUUGCUGUGGUAAAGGCUGCUGUCAAAACCGGUGUAGGAUGCUGAACUCUGUGUUCUGCUCGGCCUUUGGCUUGGCAGGAGCCGUAUACUGUACCAGUGUCUCCUCAGCCGGCCUGGCCAUUGGACCAAAGUGUAAGCUGGAGAACAACAAGUGGGAGUACCCCUUUGAGAACCUUCCCAAAAAUGAGAGUUAUCUGACGAACAAGGAGCUGUGGACGCAGUGUGUGGAACCACAAAACAUGGUGCUGUGGCACAUUGUCCUCUUCUCCAUCAUGCUGUGUUUGGGCCUGUUGCAGCUAAUCCUCUGUGGCAUGCAGGUGAUUAAUGGCUGCAUGGGGUGCCUCUGCGGAGACUGUCGCAGCAGCAAGGAGGAUGAUGAGGGACUCUGACAGGCCCAGGUGCGAUAGAGGAUACCCCAUGUCCAUACUGAAGAAGAUUCAGCAUCCUCAUGGUUGUUUGAUGUUGAGUUUUGGGUACCAACACGCUGUACAUUAGUAAGCACUGUUGACCAGUAAUUAACUCACUGAGGAAAAAUGUUUUAACUAUCUAUGUAUCUGUGCAGUCAGACAUUAUUGGUAACUUCCAUUUCAACAAAAUUACAACAUUUAUUGUUCCCUAACAUUAUAUGUUCAGCAGCUGCCUUAUCAUUCUGUUCCCAAAUGGCAGUUUUCAGGUGCAUUUUAUGUAUAAGAUUUUUAUGUAUCUUGUCAAAAUUUCAUUUUAUGGUUGAGACCUGUAAGGUCAGCCUUAGUCCAGUGAGCUUUCGUUUUACAUUCCAAAAAAAAAAACAUUCAAAAGAACACCACAGUCUAUUGGAUUAUCGAUUGUGGUGUUUCUUCUUACAUCAUUGCAUCUCUGAGCAGAAGUGUUUUUACCCACUUAGCAAAAAUAAAACUAACCAUGAUGCAUUUAACAGUU
Molecule: messenger RNA, 1280 nt
Organism: Paramormyrops kingsleyae
Lineage: Eukaryota; Metazoa; Chordata; Actinopteri; Osteoglossiformes; Mormyridae
Gene: tm4sf5
Product: transmembrane 4 L six family member 5
Cellular component (GO): membrane
Source: RefSeq, a predicted model, not a curated record